ACUCGACCACCCUGCUCCCUCAUGUUCUCAUCCUUCAUCUCCUCCCCUUUACCGCCCUCAGUUUACCCAGGAGAUCGCAUCCCAUUUCCCUUCCCAGGGCAAUUCAUGCAGCCCUCUUAGGGUCCCCCUUGUCUUACAGGCUGGAAAGAUGGCUCAGUCAAUACAGUGCGCACCCUGAAAGCCUGAGCACCCUAGUUCCAUCCCCAGCAACCAUAUGAAAGCCGGAUGCAGGAGCUUAUAGCUUCCGGUGCUGGGAGUGGGUGGGGAUGGGCAGGAGUAGACAGCCCCCUGCGGUUGGCUGACCGACAGCCUCAUCAAAGCUGCAGGCUCCAGGUUCAGUGAGAGAUUGUCUCAAAAACUCAGGUGGACAGUGACUGAAGAAGGUACCCGUCAUUAACCUCUGCACAUACCGCACAUGUGCACACAAACAUAUACAUACAUGUACCCACACAUCCAUUAAAUAAGUCUGUCAUAUGGAGGUAACGGGGUAACUGAGACUUCAACAAUGACUUUUAUUACAGGAAUACUGUGAAAACCAGAAUUAGGAACUACGGUAGAAAAGUAAACAGAUUAUUUUAUAGCUAUAUGGUGGGAUAAUAAGGCCACAUUUAAAGUGAUGAUGGUGUAAUGUAUAGAUAGAUUUGAACAUAUGUGUAUGUGCGUAUAAAUUAAUCCUGUUAUUUUUUCCCUCUUCCUUCCUUUCUAUCUUUCUUUUUCUUUUUUCUUUUGGUAAGACAGGAUCUCUGUGUGUAGCCCUGGCUGUUCUGGAACGUGCUCUGUAGGCCAGGCUAGUAUGUGUGCCACUACCACCCCAUCCCCAAUCCUGAUUAUUUUUUUAAUGGUAAAAUUGUGUUAAUUUCUUCUUUAAAGAGCUCAGCAUUUUCUAAAUUUACCUACAAUAGCAUGGAUACAAAAUCUGAAAAAGUCUGCAACUGAAAAUUCUUAAGAAAUAAAACUCCACUUGUGUUUCUGCCUAAUUCUUGAUAAGGAGCAGAAACAACUGAUACUCUACUGCAGUGAUUCCACAUCAGUAACAUUUAUUUUUGUGUCAUGCAUUUUUCAUUGUGUUUAUUACUCACAGACCUUUAAAUGACUAGACAAAUUCACACUGAUGAAAAACAAUGAAGGAAAAAAAUGUGCUAUCAUAAUUCCGGUCUGCAUUAAUAUUUUCCAAGAGUUAUUUUGGGAGAGAUUUGAGGGUAGAUAUUAAGGGAGGAAAAUUCCUUCCCUCAUUUCCUCUGAACUUGACUGAGUUACAUUUUUCCUCUUGCCCCCUUUGAAAAUAUGUGUAUGUGAUGUGCCUGCGUGUGUGUGAGUGUGUGUGCCUGAGGUCGAUGCUGUGAGUCUUCCUUGAUCACUCACCACGAUGUCUCAUUUGAACCCAGAGCUCCUCUAUGCAGCUUGCUUAACUAGCCAUUUUGCUCUUCAGAUCCUGUCUCUGCCUUCUGAGUGCUGCAAUUAUAGGUGGGAACCACCCCCACCCGGAGGGGGAGCUGAAUGCUGGUCCUCACGCACAAGCAAGCACUCAGCAGAAGAAAAUGUUCAAAGUAAAAAAAAGCCAAGGGGAAGAAGAUGGCCACUGUCCCUCCAUCAUGAAGAAGCAAGAGGCCCAAAACAUGAACGGAUUAUGGAAAUGGAAAAUGAAGAAGAAAAAUGGGAGAAACUGGAUGCAGAAUUUGAUCACUUUGUGGUAGAUAUGAAGCCUUUUGUUCUAAAAUUACCCCACAGGUCAGAACGGCAGAGGUGUGCUCUUUGGAUCAGAAAGCUGUGUGAGCCCUCGGGAACAGGUGCAGGACUCCUGGGUAGGAGGAACCGGAACCUGUAUGCAAAGCUGUUACUGCACAUGCUUAGGCGAGGAGUCCUGGAAGGCCCUUUUACACACCGUCCUGAGUCAGGAACGCUAAAAACAUUACCAUCAUAUAUGUCCAUCUAUUUUGAUGAACCAAAUCCAGCACAACCAAAAGGUUCAAGCCCAGAGAAAUUACCAGACUGGGUGGUGGGCGAGCUGGAGCCAGGCGAACACAGAUUGAGUGAGUCAUGGCAGUUUUCUUCUGGAGAAGACAGCUCGGUGCUGCUGUCGGCAGGUGGUGUCCAAAGUAGAGAGGAGUACACUGGAAAGCUCCAAAUGAGGUCCCAGUCCAUGAGUCCAACUUACAGAGAAGACAGACAACAUAUUACUUCAAAUAUCUGUGAAGUUCAUUCAAAAAAAUCUCCUGUUUCUUUGGAUGACAGUGACAUUGAAGCUCGCCUGAAUAGUUGGAAUCUUGGGAUAGAAAAUCCUCGGUACCUGAGACAGAAGCCUCUCCCAGUUUCUCUGAUAACUUCAAAGGUCAGCCUGAGAAAGUCUAGCAGUCUUCAUGAUGAGCAUUUUCUCUCUCGAAUGCACGAGAAAGAGUUGGACAUGAAAACAAAAAUGAUGGAAGCAAAGUUUUAUGAAGAAAAACUUAAGCUGCAACAGAAACAUGAUGCUGAUGUGCAGAAGAUUUUAGAAAGAAAGAAUAAUGAACUAGAAGAUUUGAAAAUCUUAUACAAAAAGAAACAAGCUGAAACCGAGGAAACGAUAAGAAAGCUUGAGAAGAAAGUUCAGAUCCUUAUACGUGACUGUCAAGUUAUCAGAGAAACUAAAGAAAAUCAGAUAACAGAACUGAAGAAGAUGUGUGAGCAAAGCAGAGAAUCUCUGAAUAACGAUUGGGAAAAAAAGCUUCACAAUGCAGUAGCAGAAAUGGAAAAGGAAAAAUUUGAGCUUCAGAAGCGACAUACUGAGACUAUUCAGGAAUUGCUGGAGGACACAAACGUGCGGCUGAAUAAAAUGGAGGGCGACUACGCGGCGCAGACACAGUCCACAAACCACAUGAUCAAAGAACUGGAGGGCCGUGUCCAGCAGCUGACGGGGGAGGCAGAGAACAGCAAUUUACAAAGGCAGAAACUGGUUCAAGAAAAAAUGGAGCUUGAGAGAUGCUACCAGAUAACAUGUAGUGAACUCCAGGAGCUAAAGACAAGGCGUAACAUACUACAUAAAGAGAAAGAACAUCUGGCAAAUGAUUAUGAGAAAAAUGUGAAAUUAUUAAAAACCAAAUACGAUUCUGACAUAAACCUCCUAAAACAAGAGCACGCGCUUUCAGCUUCUAAGACAUCUGGUGUGAUUGAAGAGCUAGAACAGAACAUCUGUCAAUUAAAACAGCAGGUCCAGGAGUCAGAGCUUCAGAAGAAACAGCAAGCAAAAGAUCAAGAAAAUAAGUUUCACAUGGAGAGGAACCAUUUAAAACAUACCUAUGAGAAAAAGGUCCAUGAAUUGCAGAGUGAACUUGAUAAAGAGAAAGAAGAUGCUCGGAGGAAGAUCAAUAAAUUUGAGGAAGCUUUGAAGGAGAAGGAGGAACAGCUCUGCCGUGUGACUGAGGUUCAGAGGCUGCAGGCCCAGCAGGCAGACGCUGCCCUGGAGGAGUUUAAGCGGCAGGUAGAAGUGAACUCUGAGAAGGUCUAUGCGGAGAUGAAAGAGCAGAUGGAAAAGGUGGAAGCAGACCUAACUAGAUCCAAGUCUCUUCGCGAGAAGCAGUCCAAGGAGUUUCUGUGGCAGCUAGAAGACGUCAAACAGAGAUAUGAGCAGCAGAUAGUAGAGCUGAAGCUGGAGCAUGAACAGGAGAAGACGCACCUAUUACAGCAGCAUAACGCAGAGAAGGAUAGCCUAGUCCGAGACCAUGAACGGGAAAUUGAAAACCUGGAGAAACAGCUUCGCGCUGCCAAUAUGGAGCACGAAAAUCAAAUUCAAGAGUCCAAGAAACGAGAUGCACAGAUCAUUGCUGACAUGGAGGCCCAGGUCCAUAAGUUGAGGGAAGAGCUGAUUAACGUGAACUCUCAGCGGAAACAGCAGCUGGUAGAACUUGGUCUUCUUCGAGAAGAAGAAAAGCAAAGGGCUGCAAGGGACCAUGAGACCGCUGUCAACAAACUGAAGGCUGAGUCAGAGAGGGUGAGAAUGGAGCUGAAAAAGACGCAUGCCGCAGAGACUGAGAUGACCCUGGAGAAGGUAACAAUCUGGAGUGGGGAGGAAGACUGCUGUGGGGACUGUUGGAGAAGGUCAUGAAGAACCUAGUGUCUUGCUAUAGCCCAUUCUCAGUGUGGCCAUUCCAUCGAGGUGUUAAAGGUCACUGCCUCAGUGGACACUAUUUUUCAGGUAAUGAGGAAAAGGAGUGAAAAAAUGAGGAAACGAGUCAUUCCUUUUAAGGAAGUGCUCUGGAGGUCCCUACAUAGUUCUCCUACGCCCAGCAGAGGAAGCACGGUCCUGUUGGCCUGCACACUGCUAAAAGGCAGAAAGAAAGUAUCAUCGGGAAGAGAGAGGAGGGAACGGGAGGGUUCCAAAGGGAGGAAAUGAAGACAGCAGCUUACAAGCACACUCUGCACACUCAUGCCUUUGUUGUAUUCAGUCCAGGUCAGUUAGGACGAAGCAGUGUACAAAACAGAAGACUCAUGUCAGAAUCCAACCUAACAUGAAGGUUGGCUGGACGCUGUGAUCUGUAUUUAGAUAGGGAACAUAUAAACCAUUUAAAUGGCACAGCCAGAUUUCACUUCACUGAGGUAAAGUUGCUACGGGCCAUGGCAGUGUCUGGAUGAAGGGAUCACUAGUACCUGAGCAGUCAGUGUGAAGACUCCCAAGGCAGAAAGCAGAACUGCUGUGGCUAAGGAGCAGCUUGGAAGAAGUGUGUUGUGCAAGUAGAAAGGAGUAAUUGAGAGGAGAUGCCACCAGAGUCCCAGAGCUCCAAUCUAUGCGACACAAAGACAAUAAAGGAAGACAUGAGAACCUUUCUCUUUGAAGGGAAAGCCUAGUUGUCAGAGAGCAAAGUAUGACGUCAGCUAAAAAGCUACCUUGGGUGUCCGGGUGAGAAGUAACUGGCUGAGACCAGAGUGUGACAGGAGGUGGUCGAAUUUUGGAUGUGUUUUGAAGUUAAUCAUGGUAUAGUGAAGGACAUGGAAUGGAGAAGUAACCCACAGAGAGACCCACACACAUAAAAAUGUGGAAGGAAGCAUGGAGCUUAUAGUAUGAUUGGAUGACCCUGUGGGUGAUUUUUGAAUUGUAUUUUCUGUAUUUCUAAAUUCUCUGUAUUAA
Molecule: messenger RNA, 5098 nt
Organism: Arvicola amphibius (Eurasian water vole)
Lineage: Eukaryota; Metazoa; Chordata; Mammalia; Rodentia; Cricetidae
Gene: Cep112
Product: centrosomal protein 112
Exons: 23
Coding region: 1367-4078 (903 amino acids)
Source: RefSeq, a predicted model, not a curated record